AUGUCGUCUCUUUCAAGAGCUUUCACCACCCGUCGGGUAAAGCAGAGUAUUGACCUCUCUGACGCUGCCCGAGGAAAGGAGCGCAGCAACAACUUCAUGCAGCGGAGCAAGACCACCAAGGCCGCCCCAAUGGCCAGGCACAAGAUCUCCGCGCCCAUGGAGCUUGUUCACACCACCAACAUGCUGUCUUAUAACGCUCCCGAUAUCCGACCCCGAACGAGCUCCUCCAGCAAGUCAUCUACCAAGUCGUCAGAGGAAGAGUCGGAAGGCAUCAACACCGCCGCAUCCUCUCCUCCUACUAGCCCUGACGUUGCUCCUCACGAACGAUCCACAGACCACGAACCGAACCACCUGUCUUGUUAUUUCGUUGCACCGAGUCAUGCCAUCAACCCAGCAACUGCUCCUGAGGUCCCCCAGAUUCCAGAAAUUCCUAAGCGUGCGCCUUCACACACUAAGAAGGCCUCGUUCGAUGCGGUGGCCCGUUCGCGCACCAUCUCAACUGGAUCCAAGAUUUCUGAGAAGUCCAUAUCGACAAAAGCCAGCAUGACCUUCUCCUCGCGGGCGUCGUCUGGCUCGAGUGCCGCCUCUACCAUGUCUCAUAACUCACUCGGGCCUGCGCCCAAGGCCGUUCCACCUAUGCCGAGUCCCGCAUUCCUCCAGCAACAGCAGCCGAGACAGGAGAAAACCACUGAGUCGCACCCUUUUGGCCGUGAGCUGGCCCAAGUUACGGAGAUCGCAGAAGAGUUUGGCAUUAAGGAUCACGUUAUGGACGAGGAGGAGCGCAACCUCAAGGCACAGGGUCUACGCAAGUUCGCCGCGGAGGAUUACCUGGCUGAAGUUCAAACUCUUUUCACCAGCUUCUUCCCUGAUACCGUGGCUAGCCAUUCACCUCAACGCCCAAUGGCUGCCGCAUGGAUCUGA
Molecule: messenger RNA, 921 nt
Organism: Colletotrichum truncatum
Lineage: Eukaryota; Fungi; Ascomycota; Sordariomycetes; Glomerellales; Glomerellaceae
Source: RefSeq, a predicted model, not a curated record